UUAACUAUUCAUGCAGAUAAAAGACUGUCUGUGCAAGGUGUCCUAAAUAUGGUCACAUUUGGAGGACUUUCAGUUGCAUUCCUGUUUGUGUACACCACUGGUUUAACAGCUUUCCUCCUGAACCCCGCCCAGAGAUGUACGUUCGAGAGCGGAGAUUGUGGAUAUAGCCAGGCUAGCAGCCAACGUCUCCACUGGUCAGUCAGACAUGUAGGCGGAUCUAACAAUCCGACCACAGACCACACAUAUAACAGGGCUGGACAGGGCAAUGUACUUGUAGUGGACACCGACGGUGUGCAUGGUCAUUAUGGGAAGAUAUCUACACCCUCAGUCCAUUAUGCCCGCGGUCAACCCGUCACGGUCCGUUUCUCCUUUAUAAACGCUGGCGACCACCCUAUGGAGUUGGUUAUGUUUGUGAAAGGAGGUUCAAGACAGCCUGGACGUUCAUCGUACACCAGCAUAGGUAGACGCAGCACGUGGCAUGACGUAUGCAUUGAUGACGUUGUCAACGGUGACGUCACAGUGGAAUUCGAAGCCAUCGUUCUUAGGAACGGAAGUAGUUAUCUUGCUAUUGAUGACGUCACAAUUGAUGCAGGGAUGACGUGUUCAGGUGCAACAACUCCAUAUAGUGGUAUUUUGACAACCGCUUCUCCUGUAGCUGCAUCGGUGACGUGCAACUUUGAAUCGGCGUCAAUUUGCGGUUACGUCAACGUUAAUUCAACGGAUAACAUUGAUUGGCUCCACAACAGAGGAAGCACCCCGUCACAACGUACUGGACCGGUACAUGACCAUACAACAGGCAGCUGUACGUACGACAUAACUUUACUUUUUGUCAUCACUCAUGAAGUCUACGUGAUCUCGUCAUCAUUUGAUAAUAUUGCCUAA
Molecule: messenger RNA, 882 nt
Organism: Mya arenaria
Lineage: Eukaryota; Metazoa; Mollusca; Bivalvia; Myida; Myidae
Product: MAM and LDL-receptor class A domain-containing protein 1-like
Exons: 6
Coding region: 49-882 (277 amino acids)
Biological process (GO): nervous system development
Cellular component (GO): membrane
Source: RefSeq, a predicted model, not a curated record